AAGCCCCUCCCUUCAUGUACACACGUACACAGAGAUAGUCCUUACUUUAUCUCUGACCAGAACAACAACAGGGCAUGGGUUGGAUCUAGCUAGCUACAGUAUAGUAGCCAUGGCUGUCGUGGCAGAUCAUGCAGUGGUGGAGAUGGAGAUAUCUUUAACUGUGGAGGAGAGGCUGGACAAGCAGAGAUGGUACAUUGGUGAGGUGACCCAGGAGGUUGCAGAGUCCCUACUCUCCUCCAAUAAACAGCCUCACUCCUUCGUGGUCUUCACUCAACCAGACACUCGACAGUACAUUCUCAGUGCAAGGUUUCCACUGGAGGGGUUAGAGGAUGGAGUUAUUGAACAUCUGGCCAUUCUCUGUGAGGAGGGAAGGUGGUGCAUCACUGGACAGACGGACGAGUACGAUGAUGUCAUCGAGGCUGUGAACUGUUACGUGUUGACCUUUGACCCUCCACUGAUGCCAGCUCUCCAGGGAAAGAGUUUCGAGACUCAGUUCAGUGUCACUAGUGCACCCCCCGAAUAUGACAAAGCCAACAGAGUACUAAAACCCGACAUAGCUCCCCUACCAGACAUAACCAAAGUCAAAGUAGCCGACGAGAAAACAGUGGAAGCUCAGAGUGGGCGUAUCUCCCCCACUGGAAGAAGAGGUAGUGAUAAUAAUGACAGCCAUUCUAAUAUUGCGGCGAGGACAAGGCUUGAGCAAGCGAACAGGAGUACCUGGCAUCGGUACAGCGAGCACCAUCGCUGUCACCCUAAGAACGUUUGCUCGGGUUGCUGCUAUAGACCACGUACACUAGAUGAGUGGAGUGGGCAUAGCGACAGCCUCGAGUAUGAUCGACAUUGGUGGAGUCCAAAGGGGUCAGGGCCACUGAGGGUGCUAGGACUGCUCCUGUUGUGGUUGUUCUGUUCUCCAUGCAUCGGCUGCCACAUAUGGCAUGCAGAGGGAACUGGAUAUUGUCUACUGUGGUGUUGUUGCUCUUUGUGGUUGGACUUUGAUGCAUUUAAUGAUGAUGAUGAUGACUCCUAAUGACAUGGUGGCGUUUUUAAUUGAUUUUUAUCAUGUAGAUUUUGUGUUCAAACAGUAAAUUACUGUUUUGGAGUCUGACUAGCUACACAUGUAUACUUAUUUAUUCUGACUCGAUCUCAUGCAUAUUUAUUGUUUCAUCUGUAUGUACACAUGUCGUUACGAUGAUGCACAGAUAAUCCAUUUAUUAAACAUAUACAA
Messenger RNA from Halichondria panicea, 1225 nucleotides. RefSeq lists its product as uncharacterized. The transcript is spliced from 7 exons. NCBI's taxonomy places the organism in Eukaryota, Metazoa, Porifera, Demospongiae, Suberitida, Halichondriidae. The record is from RefSeq and is a predicted model, not a curated record. The coding region runs from base 110 to 1027 and encodes 305 amino acids.